ACAACUACCGUUUUACCCGGGCCCGCUAAAUUGGGUCUCCAACGAGGUUUCCGUUGAAGACGAAAAACCAAACAACUUCCAUUUUUUCUCCCUUUCACUUUUACACCCUUCAAUCUUCUUCUCUCUUUUGUUUCUUUCUCAAAAUUUUGUAAAAGUUUUAACCUUUUUUCUGGGUUAGGGUAAAUAUCCCUUUUAAUCUUAAUUGCAAAUGUUGGGUUUUCAAAGGAUGUUAUGAUGAAGGAGCAAUCGAUGACUAACAAAUCCACCGAUGGUUCCACCCAGGGACCACCACAAGGAGAGAAUGUCGCCGCUGCUCCUCCUCCUCAAGCGGGGCCACCGGAGCAUCAGACCUCACGGUCCCGAAAUCAGGUGUUCAAGAGCGGGCCGCUAUUUAUAUCAUCCAAAGGAAUUGGAUGGACGUCUUGGAAGAAAAGAUGGUUUAUACUAACACGUACAUCUCUAGUCUUUUUCAGAAGUGAUCCUAGUCUAGCGCCUCAAAAGGGUGGUGAGGUGAAUUUAACCCUUGGUGGCAUUGACCUCAACAACUCAGCUAGUGUGGAAGUCAAAGCAGAUAAGAAACUAUUGACAGUGUUCUUCCCUGAUGGUCGGGAUGGACGAGCUUUUACACUUAAGGCUGAGACUUUAGAGGAUCUACAAGAGUGGAAGACUGCACUCGACAAUGCUUUGGCACUGGCGCCAAGUGCAACCAACAACGCUGGACAAAAUGGGAUUCUUAAAAGUGAUCAGGCUGAUGAAGCUAAUGGUGCUGCUGAUCAACAGACAGAUGGGCUACCUGGAAAAUCUAUGGUAAUUGGUAGGCCAAUUUUACUUGCUUUAGAAGAUAUUGAUGGAUCACCUUCUUUCUUGGAGAAAGCCCUCAGAUUUGUUGAAGACCACGGAGUCAGGGUUGAAGGAGUUUUGCGGCAAGCUGCAGAUGUUGAUGAAGUUUAUCGUCGAGUUCGAGAAUAUGAACAGGGAAAAACUGACUUUUCCGCAGAUGAGGACGCUCAUGUCAUUGGUGACUGUAUUAAGUACAUCUUAAGAGAAUUACCAUCUUCUCCAGUUCCAGCAUCCUGCUGCAAUGCGCUGUUAGAAGCAUUUCGAAGCGAUCGCAACAAUAGACUUAAUGCUAUGCGCACUGCAAUACUGGAGACAUUUCCGGAGCCAAACAGACGGUUACUGCAGAGAAUUCUCCAGAUGAUGCAAAUUGUGGCUUCGAAUAAGACAGUCAAUCGAAUGAGCACAUCAGCAGUGGCAGCUUGCAUGUCUCCUUUGCUUCUCAGGCCCCUUCUUGCUGGUGAUUGUGAACUUGGAGAUACACAUAUGGAUGUGGCUGGAGAUGGUUCAUUCCAACUUCUUCAAGCAGCAGCAGCAGCAAACCAUGCUCAAGCUAUCAUUAUAACACUAUUAGACGAAUACGACAAAAUAUUUGGGGAAGGUUCGAUGUCGGAUACUGGAUUAUUCUCCGACUCUGAUGAGAGUGGGAGUGGGACAGAAGAGGCCAGUGAUGAUGAUAUGUAUGAGGAUGAUGAUGAUGAUUACCUUGAAGAUGAUGACCAUGAGGAUGCAUCAGAUGAUCACGAUGAAACAGAUGAUCAUGAUGAAACAGAUGAUGACUAUGAACAUUCAGUAACUGAAACAUUAAGUGGCAGUGAUGACCAUGGAGAGAGUGAUUCUUGUGAUGAUAAGCAUAGUAGAAGGUCAAGCUCAAUUGUCAGGCCUCCUGCAACAGAUCAUAUUAAUGUAGAAAACCAGAGAUCAUCAUCAGCUUCACCUCGUACUCCAGAAUCUCAGCGUGAUCAUCUGCAAGGUGUUGAUGAUAACAUAAAGAGAAAUGAUGAUAGAUUGGUGACUAAAGUUGACUCUAGAAAAAUACAAAGAGAUAUUCCAGCAGAGACAAGUACCAUUAAAGAAUUCGAUAGUUCCAGCCAAAUGUCAUCAACUAAGUUCUUUGGAUCCUCUCAAGUCAGACGCCAAAGGUGGGGAAGAACAUCGGCAAAGAAGAACCUUUCGAUGGAAUCCAUUGAUUUCUCACUUGAAGAUGAGGAUGAAAUCCAAAGACUUGAGGCUGCCAAGCUUGAGCUGGAAAAUAGAAUUGAAGAAGAGGCUAAUGGUAACGCAAUUUUGCAAGCAAGUUUGGAGAGACGAAAGAAAGCCCUACAUGAGCGUCGCCUAGCUCUUGAGAAAGAUGUGAUUCGGUUGCAAGAACAGCUACAAAAGGAAAGAGAUUUUCUAGCAACUCUGGAAUCUGGAUCUGAAUUUGAUAUUUCUCAAGUGCCUGAUUCAGCAAGUAUUGAUGAAAAGAUGAAGGUUGAGAUUCAAAAAAUUGCUUUAGCUGAGGAAAAUUUUAGUAACUUGAAGCAUAGACUUGAUGAUAUUGAUGCAGAGCUUCAUCAUCCACAUGAGCAAAACGCAUUCUUUCUGCACCAAAGGAACAAUAAAUUACACGACUCUUUAAGUCAAGGGACUAUGUUGGUAAACAACAAGGACAAUGAGAUGAAAGAUGAGUUACAUCUUAAUGAAAGAUCAAGCAAAAAUGAGGGACAACAGGAUUCUAACAUGGAUGGAGCUGAUCGUGAUAAUGAGGGAAAUAAUGAUUCAGCAAAGAUUAAAAUUGAGCGGAACUUUAAAAUGGAUGGAGAUGAUCGUGAGAAUGACCGGAAAAAUGAAUCAUCAAACAAAAACCAGAACCAGGCGAGUGAUGUAUCACGAGGCAGUUCUUCCAAAUUCGGAUGGUUUCCAAGUAAUUCAUCAUCCACGGAUUCCCCAAUCCCCAAGGGUAGUCCCUCCACUUCAAGAAAGUCGAGUUUAAAAGGCGAGGGAAAUAGCUCUACCACUUCUGCACUGUCCAAACUGACAACCCGGCUCAACUUCUUGAAAGAAAGACGUAAUCAAAUCGCAAGUGAGCUCCAAAACAUUGACAAAGGUCGAGGAUCUUCAACGCAACCCACCCUAAGCCCUGGGAAAGGAAAAAUUCCGGAACCUAUCCAUACAGCCCACAAUCCCGACAAAAGUCAAGGUUCCGAAGCUACCUUCUCGGAGAACUCGGAAGAUCGUGUGCACCAAUCAUCACAUAGUUCAGGCAAGGGUUCAUCAACAGAAGUUGAUAACAGGAAUAACAAGAAGACUGAUAACAAAGACAACAAAAAGACUGAUAAGGACAGCAACAAAAAGACUGAUAAAAAGGCUUCGAGCUCAAAGUCAGAUUCUUCUUCAUCACAGAAUCAGCAGCAACUUGAUAGAAUAAAGUCAGAAGGAGGUCAAUCAUCAUCAAAAAACUCAGAUAAAGCUCGACGACAAGAUGGUCAGCAUUCUAGUACUCCUAGGACACUAUCUAGAUGAUUAGUAGUCCAAAAAUAUGAAGUUCUUUUACUUCUUUGACAGUCAUUAACAGGGUUACUUAAUUACGUGGUACUACAUGGUUUUUUAUAUUUAUUAGCAUCAGAUUCAGAUUAGUGUUAUAGUGGUGACUUCAAUACACAGUGUCAAGACCUCAUUGAACCCUCUUUGUACAGAACCACAGUUGGAUGAUUCUUUUAUAACUGAAAUUGGAAAAUUAGUUUAUUCUUU
Molecule: messenger RNA, 3570 nt
Organism: Beta vulgaris subsp. vulgaris (sugar beet)
Lineage: Eukaryota; Viridiplantae; Streptophyta; Magnoliopsida; Caryophyllales; Amaranthaceae
Product: rho GTPase-activating protein REN1
Exons: 25
Coding region: 232-3342 (1036 amino acids)
Biological process (GO): signal transduction
Source: RefSeq, a predicted model, not a curated record